AUGGCAGUUAAGCACAACUGCGCUUUUGGUGUCCAUUUGGCAAAGCUUGUGGCUGUUGCAAGGAGGGAUUUUGCGGCUUCUGGCCUCGUUGGAGCCAGUGGUCUCGGUGGUGGUUGUUCGUGGCCUCUUCCUUUUGGCACCAAUGGAGCGUUUAGUGGCAUUUUUUUAGAAAAGUGUCCGACAACUCCGACUCUUUUCGAAAGGCAGCAACAGCCGGAUUUUCUGAAGAUGGCUCAAGCAGCUUUGCAAAAACCAGAACUGGAGGUUGUUGCGGAGAGAAUGGAGAACGAAGAAGCAAAAAUUUCUGGGUCAGUCAAGGCAGUUCCUGGUGGAUAUGGGCUUCCUUUCUUCGGAGCAAUGAGAGAUAGGCUCGAAUUGUAUUGGUUCCAAGGGGAUGUUGAAUUUUUCAAGAGGCGGAUUGAGAAAUACAAGAGCACAGUAUUCAGGACGAACUUUGCUCCGGGGCCUCCAGGUUAUCAGAAUCCCAGAGGUGUAGCUUUACUGGAUCACAAAAGUUUCCAGGUGAUGCUCGACAACAGCAAAGUGGACAAGAGCGACACCUUCUUCGGAACUGCAAUGCCGAGUGUUGCAUUCACGGGUGGCUAUCGCGCUCUGCCAUAUCUGGACACCACCGAAGAGAAGCAUACUUUGUACAAGCGCCUGCUCAUCGAGCUACUGCACAUGAAGUUCUCAAGUAUGGUGACCGAGUAUAGCAAGGCUUUCGCUGAAACAUCUGCCACAUGGGAGUUGGCCGUGGCGAAGUCUGGAAAAGCCGAGGUUGGAGACUCGAGUGGUAGCAUGGUGGUGAAUGUUCUUCUGAAGAGCAUCACUGGGCAUCAGGAUCCAGCUUCCAUCAUUGGAAGUGAUCCACACUCAACAUUCCAGACAUGGUCUUUCGUGCAGUUUGCAGGAACCGUUGUUGGCGUGCUUCCGCACUUUGUGGAAGAGCUGACUUACCACUCGUUCUCUCUGCCUUCGAUGUUGGUGAAGUCUAAGUACGCUGCUCUGUGCAAGUUCUUCAGGAAUUAUGCAACCGAAGCUUUAGAUCUGGCGGAGAGCAAGUAUGGCCUGGACAGAGAAGAGGCUGUGCACCAGCUGGUUUUCUGCUUUGGAGUGAACGCAAGAGUGGGGCUGAUGAAGAAAAUUCCAGUUAUGGUCUACUACAUCGCCAAAAUGGGUCCUGAAUUUCAAGCUAGACUUGCAAACGAGGUACGUUCGGCUAUCAGUGAACAGGGAGGCGGUGGUUUCAAUGUGAAAGCACUAUCAGGCAUGCCUCUGCUCAAAUCAACAGUUUUAGAGGCUUUCAGGUUGAUGCCAUCCACAUUUUUUGUCUAUGCUCGUGCCAGAGAAGAUAUAGUCGUCGAAAGCCACGAUGCUUUGUACAAAGUUGGGAAAGGCGAGCUUCUUGGUGCUCAUUGGUACUAUGUUUUGAGGGAUCCUAAGGUGUUUGAGGAUCCGCAGCGGUUCAAUCCUGAGAGGUUUAUGGGGAAACAAGGAGAGGCUUUGUUUCCGCAGCUGGUCUGGUCGAAUGGAAGGCAGGAUCAAACACCUGGUGAAAAUGAUAAGCAGUGUCCUGCUAAAGAUUACGCUGUGAUGCUCACCAGUCAGUUUGUAGCUGAAAUGUUUUUGAAGUAUGAUGCUUUCGAGAUCACUGACGAUUCUACGAUUGAUACAACAAGUCUCAAGGUGGCUUUCAAAUCGUUGAAGAAGCGUACACAAAUUUCUUCAUAA
This is a messenger RNA of Selaginella moellendorffii, 1731 nucleotides long. RefSeq names its product allene oxide synthase. The record is from RefSeq and is a predicted model, not a curated record. Gene Ontology annotation, biological process: sterol metabolic process. Lineage: Eukaryota; Viridiplantae; Streptophyta; Lycopodiopsida; Selaginellales; Selaginellaceae. Gene Ontology annotation, molecular function: oxidoreductase activity, acting on paired donors, with incorporation or reduction of molecular oxygen; heme binding; monooxygenase activity. The transcript is spliced from 4 exons. Bases 1 to 1731 code for a protein of 576 amino acids.